GAAAUAACAAUUCUCCUUCAUCAAUUUCCGCGUUAGGGAACAGUCGAGGCCGGAUUAUCAAAUUCGUCCUGAAACUACUCCCAAUUUUCACCAUUGCGAGGCCUCAAUCCCACCGUUCUCCGCCGCCGCCGCAACCAAAGACGACAGCGAGGGUGAAGCAGAGGCGAGCUUGCAGUGAUUAAGAGUGUCUCGCGAGACACAAGUAGGGCUUCAUGAGAGAUUCUGGCGCUUAGGGUUUAAAACAUUGAGUUGCAGGUUCUUUGAGCUUCAUUCGAGGUGGUUAAUUGCAGAAAUUAGUGGACAAAAUGGAUCAAGAUUUCAGAAAUUCGAUCGAGGUGGUUAGUUGCAGAAAUUGUAGUGCGGUGUGAAAGUGGCUUCAACUGACGACACGGACCAAGAUUGUCUCUUCAACUUGUUUAACAGUGUUUAGGCUUGCUGAUUGAAGUGACAAGAUCUGGUAUAUCAAUUCAUAAUUUGCCGCAUGCCAGUUAUAUAUAAUGCCAUUGGAAGGAAUUGGGCGAAUGAGGUACUGGAAGGAUCUGAAUCCUUCUGAGACUAAAUCACACUGCUCAGAGGCUCAGCCUGCCAAUGAGUCAAAUCAUUUCAAGCCUAGUUUGGCUACUGGUUCAAAUACUCUACUCUUCAGACCCUCCCCAGAACCAAAGGUACCUUCAAAUUCACAUUUCUAUUGAUUUGAGCUUAAAUUUUUCACAGUAAGAUCCUAGUAUUUGUCUCCAAAAAUCAAUGACACUCCUCUCAAUCUCUCGUUGUUUCUCAUCCUCGUUCAAAGUCAAAAACUCCCAUUUUCCACUCAAAAGAACCUUAUCACUCAAAACCACCCAAUCAUCAGCAGCUGAAAAGUACUGGAGCCAUUUACAGGAAAAUGGUUCCCACAUUGAAAAAACAUUGAAUAUAAUUAGAGCUAAACUUGACCCUUCCUGUGUCAAAGAGGUUUUACAAAGAUGUGCCAUUGAACAACACCACGUGGGCCUUAGGUUCUUCAUCUGGGCUGGUCUUCAACCCAAUUAUAGGCACAGCUCAUACAUGUAUAGCAAAGCUUGUAAGUUGCUUGAAAUUAACCAAAAUCCAAAAGUGAUUUUUGAUGUGGUUGAGGCUUAUAGGGUCGAAAAUUGUUUGGUUAGUGUAAAGAUGUUUAAGGUGGUGUUGAAUUUGUGUAGGGAGGCAAAGAAUGCUGAUCUGGGUCUGUGGGUGUUGAGGAAAAUGAAGGAAUUUAAUUGUAGGCCAGACACGAUGGCAUAUAAUGUGGUUAUUAGAUUGUUUUGUGAGAAGGGUGAUGUUGAUAUGGCAAUGGGAUUGAUGAGAGAGAUGGGUUUGAUUGAUUUGUAUCCUGAUAUGAUCACUUAUGUUGGCAUGGUUAAGGGGCUUUGUGAUGUGGGGAGAUUAGAAGAUGCUUGUGGGUUGUUUAAGGUUAUGAGGGGACACGGAUGUAUGCCAAAUACUGUGGCCUAUUCAGCCCUUCUUGAUGGGGUUUGUAGGUUUGGGAGUACAGAGAGGGCACUGGAGUUGUUGGGGGAGAUGGAGAAAGAAGAUGGGGAUUGUAACCCAAAUGUUGUGACUUAUACGUCUGUGAUUCAAGUUUUUUGUGAGAAGGGUCAGGCCAUGGGAGCAUUGAGCAUUUUGGAUCGAAUGAAGGCUUGUGGGUGUGCACCAAAUAGGAUCACAGUUCGCACUUUGAUUGAAGGACUUUGCACAGAGGGGCAUGUAGAGGAGGUUUAUAAGCUAAUUGAUAAAGUUGUUGCAGGAGGUAGUAUUUCUAAUGACGAAUGCUAUAGUUCUCUUGUGGUGUCAUUUUUGCGGAUUAAAAGACUAGGGGAGGCAGAAAAGCUCUUUAGGAAGAUUAUAUCCAAUGGGCUGAGGCCUGAUGGUUUGGCUUCUAGUACUUUGAUAAAGGCCCUUUGUUCGGAGGGACGAGUGUUAGAUGGUUUUCACUUAUAUGAAGAAUUGGAGAAGUUGGGAUGCUUGUCUUCUGUCGAUUCUGAUAUUUAUUCUAUUAUUCUGGUCGGACUUUGUCAAGAAAGUCAUUUGGUAGAAGCAGCAAAGCUUGCUAGGCUAAUGGUGGAGAAACAAAUUCAGCUUAAAGCUCCUUAUGUGGACAACAUAGUCGAACAUCUGGAGAAUUCUGGAGAAAAAGAACUAGUUUCAGACAUUACUAGGAUGAGGCGGGGAUUGGAACAAGAACGUGUUUAAUGUAUUCUGGAGAUCCUCGUUUGAUUAUAUUGCAGGGGUUCAUGGCAUUGUGGUGGAAUAUCUUUACUAAGAGAGAAGAAAUGUUUAAAAAUAAGCAAUAUUCUUUUUCCUGGUCCCUAAAUGCAAGUGUUAGGCUAUGAGCAGAGUUUAUGGAGUUCACUUAUCAUUGCUUGUGAUCCAAACUUCUUUCUAGUAGUAAUAUGGUCAUUCUCAGUCUGUACUGCUAGGUGCCAUUCCAUUCUCAUCUGAUGUUAAACAGUUAAAGGAGUUUGGUGUUUUGGGGUGGUCAUUCUGAACAAGCCAUACAAGACUUUGGUUCCCACAUCUCUAUGUCGAGUGAGUCUCUUAUUAUUUUGGUACUUUAUUUUGAUUACUUCUUGGCCUGCUCUAUGCUGUUCUAAAGUUUUAAUAAUUCGUUGCCAUUUCUAUGCUUGGUAUCGUAAAUGUAUUUUAUAAUUAGUUUAUAACCAGGCUUGCCUCUUGGAGGAGUGCAAGUGCAUAUCAAAUGUUUGAGAACCUUAAUUAGUUUUAUAUUUUCUAGGUAGGCAUAUAAAUGGAAAGUGAACUUAUGGUUGUGAUUUUACAGAGUUGGCCAUAAAAUAAUGAUAAGAAUCUGCAUUUAAAUUUCAUUCUCAUAUGACAUGAUACUUGGUAAUGGGUGGAUUGCCAUAAAGUGGUAGUAAUAUUCAAUGUGGAAGAGGAUUUCUUUCGUUCUGUCAUGAGCUGUAAGCAUUCAUUCAUAAGUAUCCUGGUUGGUGCUAGU
Messenger RNA from Ilex paraguariensis (yerba mate), 2971 nucleotides. The record is from the annotation of a GenBank genome assembly. Lineage: Eukaryota; Viridiplantae; Streptophyta; Magnoliopsida; Aquifoliales; Aquifoliaceae.